GUUCCGAGCAUUCAGUGACUGCAUCGCUUCAGGGACGUCUGCUGGAAGAGUGCUGUCAAAACAGGCCGUAGUGUUACGUGUGAAGCUGUAGAGCUGUGCUGAUGGAGCAGUGUGCGUGUGUGGAGCGAGAGCUGGAGAAGGUGCUGCACAGGUUCGUGACAUACGGAAACCAGUCAGAGGAACGGUUGGAUGAGCUGCUCAGGAAUGUCUGCGAGCUGCGGAGUCGUUUGCUCGCUUACGGUGUGCAAGAUGCAGAUUUGUCAGUGUUGCAUCAAACGAUGGCGCAAUGCUGCAAGGAGAUCAAAGAAACCGUGCAGGUGCUCGCCUCGCGGCACAAGGACAUCCACGGCAGCGUUUCAAAAGUGGGCAAAGCUAUUGACAGAAACUUCGAUGCGGAGGUGAGCGCAGUUAUAGCCGAGCAUGUCUGGGACACUCCAGAGAGGCAAAAAUACCUCAGCGAAACAAUCGUAGAGCACUUGUAUCGACAAGGCAUGCUAAGUGUUGCUGAAGACCUGUGUCUGGAGUCUGGUGUAGUAAUUGACAUGAGCAUGAAACAGCCUUUUCUGGAGCUCAAUCGCAUUCUAGAGGCUUUGAGAACACAAGAUCUGCGACCAGCACUGGAGUGGGCAGUGACGAACCGUCAGCGUCUGCUGGAUCUCAACAGCACCCUGGAGUUUAAGCUUCACAGACUCUAUUUCAUUAGCCUCCUGAAUGGGGGCAUCAGCAAACAGCAGGAGGCUUUACAGUACGCCCGACAUUUCCAACCGUUUGCCUCACAGCACCAGAGAGAUAUUCAGAUCUUAAUGGGCAGUCUGGUCUACCUCCGCCACGGGAUUGAGAAUUCGCCUUACCGUGAUCUGCUGGAGACGGAUCAGUGGGCAGAGAUCUGUAACAUCUUCACAAGAGAUGCCUGCGCACUGCUCGGACUGUCUGUGGAGUCGCCACUUAGUGUCAGUUUUGCAUCUGGUUGUAUGGCUCUGCCUGUGCUCAUGAACAUCAAACAGGUUAUUGAACAGAGACAGUACAAUGGUGUUUGGACACAUAAGGAUGAAUUGCCAAUUGAAAUAGACCUGGGAAAAAAGUGCUGGUAUCACUCAGUGUUUGCCUGUCCAAUCCUGAGACAGCAGACGUCAGAAAGUAAUCCACCCAUGAAGCUUAUCUGUGGGCAUGUCAUAUCCAGAGAUGCCCUUAACAAACUCACCAACGCUGGGAAACUCAAAUGCCCAUAUUGUCCAAUGGAGCAGAAUCCCACAGAUGCCAAACAGAUCUUCUUCUGAUGUCUUUUUGGAGCAGAUCUAAAUGAAACAUUGAAGGUCUCUCGGAGCCGGAGUUAGAAUGAUCCUCAUUCGCAGGCAUUAUGGGCCUUCCGUGGAGGCCCCUCCCCACCCGCAAAGCCACCUCCCUCUCCAAAGCUUUUAGUUCACAGAGGCCGAGGGUCACGGCAACAUACCCGUAGAACCUGUAAGUGUACCUUACGAGGGAAAGAGCUGACCGGAUCCUUUAUUUGUUAACACAGUCUAGUAUAAACUGGCAUAUAGCGAGUACGAGUACGUGGGUGCGCGUUUCUCUCAAUUUAUCACAGUUUUAAUAGCAGAGUAUUUUUAAGUUUCCCGGGUUUAACAUCUUUCUUUUCUUUUUUUGUGACUUUAAGUAAGCGAUUUGGCGUAAUGCAUCUGCGUGGGUGACUUCUAGCCAGAAUAUAUCCACAGUUUCCUCUUUAAAGCUAGUGUAUAAAUAACUGAACGGGACUUAUUGCACGUGUACAAUAGAAACGAUUUUUCAAAAUGUAUAUUAACAAUGACAGAAUAAAGGUUGGUGGAUUGGUGGAGGUCUGAUGAGUGCGUGUUUUGAACCAGAUGUUGAUUGUAAACAAAUGACGUCUCACUUUCCAAUGUAAUAAAGGUUGUAAUUGGAUUGAACGGUGCAUCGGUUUGAGUUUUCUGAGAUUUGGUGAUAUUUUUGUGGAGCUUUUGUUCCUUGCGGCGGUCUGAUGUCAAAGGAAACCUCCGUGUCCGAGCCACGUCUCUUGCUCUGUUUGCUCGCAAUGAUAUGUUUAAAAAUUGUAUUCUUAAACUGCAGUGAUUUGUGUACAGUAUCAUUUUCCAUGAGUAGAUCUGCAUAUGUUGUAAUGUAUUACGAACACAAGCGAAUGUCACAAAACCGCUUUAACAUCGAUUUGACUUGACAACUCUGGGUUCCUAAGCUCGCUUCAUCAAAACAGGCAGCACGCAACAUGUGGACGAUUGAUCCCUUGCCAGCAUAUAGCAUAUGCAGUGGACUGUAACUGUGUCCGUUAGUAUUUUGACGUUGCCCUUCGAAUGGAGAACUUCCAGGUUUUUCCCAUAAUCCCCUCUGUUUUUAUCUAAAUUUAAGGAGACCUGGAAUAUUUGAUCCUUUCGGAGAAUAUUAAAAUACUGUUCACUUUUAGGAUCGAUAUCUUCAGACGUGCAUGCUGAGUCGAAAUUUGUAUAUUUGUCUAUACAGGUUUGGACUGAUUGAAUGAAAGUAAAAUUCAAAGCCCCGCCCAUCAGAAGUGUCUCUGACUGGUGUGAUCCAGAGACCCAGUGGCAAGCUCGACAUAAACUUGUUAACAUUGUUGCUUUGCUGCUACAUUCUCUUCAUCUGACAGAGUUAAAAAAUGUCUGCAUUUGUUUUUCCCUAAACUUUGUUUUGUUUUUCAUAAUUUGCUACGCAUAAUUUGAUAAAAGCAAAGCAUAAUUCUUUUUUUGAGGCCUUCUUUUAUUUUAAGACGGCUUGUAGGAGUGCUGUUGUGGCAGCUGCCAUGCGUGUGCUGAUAAUUGUUUUUCUUUAGUAGACAAUCAUUUAUGACCUCUUGUCACCUGAAAUGUUUGAGAUCAAAGCGGAGUGCUGUGUGUUAUAUCCUGAGUUCAUUUAGUGACGAUGACUCUGCUUUCUGUACUAACAACUGCAAGGCAACUAUUGUAAAUAUUUAUCUCCUGACAGUACAGUAUGUUUAUUAUACUUGCAUCUAAAUAAUAAAAAACGAUUUAUACACAA
Triplophysa dalaica is the source of this 3018-nucleotide messenger RNA. RefSeq names its product required for meiotic nuclear division 5 homolog B (gene rmnd5b). Bases 102 to 1277 code for a protein of 391 amino acids. Gene Ontology annotation, biological process: proteasome-mediated ubiquitin-dependent protein catabolic process. The record is from RefSeq and is a predicted model, not a curated record. NCBI's taxonomy places the organism in Eukaryota, Metazoa, Chordata, Actinopteri, Cypriniformes, Nemacheilidae. Gene Ontology annotation, molecular function: protein binding; ubiquitin protein ligase activity. Gene Ontology annotation, cellular component: nucleus; cytoplasm; GID complex. The transcript has 10 exons.